Messenger RNA from Lemur catta (Ring-tailed lemur), 2864 nucleotides. RefSeq names its product cathepsin C (gene CTSC). Lineage: Eukaryota; Metazoa; Chordata; Mammalia; Primates; Lemuridae. Gene Ontology annotation, cellular component: lysosome. The record is from RefSeq and is a predicted model, not a curated record. Gene Ontology annotation, molecular function: cysteine-type endopeptidase activity. The transcript has 4 exons. The coding region runs from base 105 to 518 and encodes 137 amino acids.
GGCCAGUGUGGCUAUUUCAGGGCGCGCGCCACCCGGUCGCCUCGUUCUGGGCUCCGCGCUCCAGCUUUUGCUAAUUCCCAGCCUCUUCUGCAGCCCCCGCCAGCAUGGGCCCGGGCCCUCGCUCGCUGAUCGCCGCCCUCCUGCUGCUGCUCUCUGGGGUCUGUACCGUGCGCUGUGACACACCUGCCAACUGCUCCUAUCCUGACCUGCUGGGCACCUGGGUCUUCCAGGUGGGCCCCAGCGGGUCCCAGCGCGACACGAACUGCUCGGUUAUGGGACCACAAGAAAAAAAAGUAGUGGUGCACCUUCGGAAGUUGGAUACAGCAUAUGAUGACCUGGGCAAUUCCGGCCAUUUCACCAUCAUUUACAACCAAGGCUUUGAGAUUGUGUUGAAUGACUACAAGUGGUUUGCCUUUUUUAAGGAUGUCACUGAUUUUAUCAGUCAGUUGUUCAUGCAGCUGGGAACUGUGGGGAUAUAUGAUUUGCCACAUCUGAGGAACAAACUGGUUAUUAAAUAGAGCAUCUGUUGAGGGGCUCUUUUAAACUCCCAGCCAAGAAAAGACUUUGGGGCUAAGAGACAGAGCAGCGUGCAGCAGUGGACCUACCUCUGGCAUCUAGCAGAGGCCUCUGGCAGCUACAGUCCCUCUUGGAGUCUUUAUUUGCAUGUAAAAUGCAGAGGAGUCCAGAGGAGUCCUGGUGACCUACCUCCAAGGCAGCUGCCCUCCUGAACAUUUCCUUGGAAAGCAGUAACUGCCAUUUUGGAAUGUGAACAACCAGAGACUACACAGGAAAAAGAAAGAAACAGUCUAGAAGAGAUGAAGUCUAGGUGGCUUUUUAAUAAAAGGAACAAUAUCAACAGAUUAAAAAUUUUUUUUCCUCUUUUGAAAUCUCUUCUAUUGAAAUGAUUCCUCUAAACUGGUCAGGAUUUGAAUUUUGUGUUUUGUUUUAUUCACAGUACAAAUUUUAUUCGCAGCUCAGUUGUCUCUUCCUCUAAUUACUUUGAGGAACCCCAGAACUUAUUGUAAGGAGGGAAUAAGAUCUUUUGAGAUGCACAGAUAUAAGUUAUUAGAGGAAAGAUGUUCCUUUGGAGGACGUGUUUGAAGAAGGGAAGAAAGAGGCUUUCUCAGAGAAGCCAGAUUGCUAAAGAGUUAUCCUUCUGCACAUUAUAGACCUUCAAUACCUGUGUCUGAUACCUUUUUUUUUUUCCCCUUUUUUGAUUAGGUGCCAAACUUGUGCUAAGAACUUGACAUAAGUUAGAAAAAUCCUAUAAAAUAGAUAUUACUAGUUUCAUUUUAUAGAUAGAGAAAAUUAGUCUCUGCCAGUGCUUGAGCUCAUAUGGCUUCUAACUGUAAAAUGUUAAACCUAGCCUUUCCAGCCUAAAGAUUUCCCUGGGGCUAAAGAGUAAAGAAAAGCCAUUUCACAAAGAAGUAAAUGGUAUUUAGAGUUACCUUUGGUUACAUUUCCUGGUGAAUUCUAGUCUGUGCGCAUCAUGAAUGUUAGUUUAAUGGAACAGACUAUGUGCUGCCCUGGCUGUUGUUGAAGUCCUAGGAAAAGAAUUGCCUUGAGGCUUGGGUUUCCUUACCAGUUAGGCUUCUCCCUUUCUUGCCUGAACCAGGAUCUUCUCAUUCAAGAUAAAAAUUUACCUUCACCUUUCCUUUGUAGUCUAGAAAAUUGGAAAAAGAGCUUUGUAAACUUCAAGUUAAGUAUCUUUGCCAAAUUUGCUUCUCUUAAAUGCACUAUUGUUCACAAGAAUUGCUAUCUUUUAGCUCUUUCUUGCCAAAUAAUGGACUUCUUUCCUCCUCACUUGAUUUGGAGCUGACUUAUAUCAGCCUUGGUGAAAUGAGGGGUAACACCUAAUCCAUAUUAUCUCAGUGGAUUUUUGUUCUGCAUCGCUGCUUGAAUAGAAGACUCUUUCUCUAGAUAGUAGUUAUCAUUACUUUUUUAUACCAUCUUAGAAGUACUGUCCUGCUGCUGUUCUGGUAAGAAAUAUCUCAUACAGAUGAGCCAGUAGUGCAGCUGACUGCUCUUACCUGGAUACUUUGUUUCCAACCCACCUCUGGAACUGAUUAAUGCUUCAUCAUUCAAGCCCUUGAUCCCACUUCUCUGUGAAACCCCUCCCAGCUCUCUUCAUCAGUGGGAGAAAUGCCAUUACCUUGUUCCUGCUGUACUUUGCAGAUACCUCUGGUUUCAUACUGGGUUGUGAUGGAAUGAUUUGAUAGCGUGUUUUCAUCUUCUUUCAGACUGAAAAUAUGUAUUUUUCCUUGUAUAUUUGCAGCACCUAAUACACUGGGAAAUUUAUAGGUGCUUAGAAAAUGAACCACACUUCUCUUUUCUUUUUGUAGACUUUUCACAAGCAAUACCAGCAUACGAAAUUAAUGUUACAGGGUUUUAGAAACACAAAUCAGGAAUGGUGCUAUAUUUAUCUUUUUUGAUUCUCUGCCCUAAGACAUAUCAGGUUACAAGCCUCUAGAGUUCUAAAAGAGUUGUAUAUUUUCAAGAUGAUUUUCAGGAUGUAAAUACAGCCAAGCAACCAAUAUGUAAAAAAAAAAAAUGUAUUUAAUGUGGAAUUUUUAAAAAAAUUACUGAAGGUUUUAUAUGUUUUUCUGAGUAAAUGUGCAUCAAUGUGUUUUGAUUAUAGCAGAGAAGAGUUACAGGGCACAGAAGUGCAGAUGUAUGUGAAAAGGCUUUACAGUAUACUAGUGCUUAGCAUUCUGUCAUAAUUGAACGUUUGUCUUCGCUUCUGGUCUCCAAACUCCAUUAGGGCAGGGAUUAACUCUGUAUUAGUAGCCAUUUUAUUUCCUAUGUAUAGUAUAAUAUGUGACAAAUGACAGGCCUUCAAUAAAUAUUUCUAAAAGAAAAUUGAA